This is a messenger RNA of Gadus morhua (Atlantic cod), 905 nucleotides long. RefSeq names its product TBP-like 1 (gene tbpl1). Gene Ontology annotation, biological process: DNA-templated transcription initiation. The record is from RefSeq and is a predicted model, not a curated record. Lineage: Eukaryota; Metazoa; Chordata; Actinopteri; Gadiformes; Gadidae. Gene Ontology annotation, molecular function: DNA binding. Bases 326 to 889 code for a protein of 187 amino acids. The transcript is spliced from 8 exons.
AAAAAACAAAAAAAAACUGCAAGGAGUAGCUGAGGAAUAUUUCACUGGGUUCUUGCCAUUGUUUUGAUUUCAUGAUUUGAACACCGAUUCGUCUCUGCCGAAAAGGUGCAGGCUUGAUACGUGUUGAACUUCCACAACUUGUCUUCAAGCACGAAGGUCCAAAACACCAGGCUCACUACCUCGUAAAUGUCCUAUUGUGGGCUCUCUUACGACGCAAACAUCCAGGUGAUCCAUCUCCGUCCAUGGCCAGUUGUGAUGGUAUUUGCUGAUGUAUGCGUGAGGAGAAAGACCUAGUGGUUCCCUUGCUGUGCCACACACUGCACAUAUGGAUUCCGGUAACGAGGAUGCGUUGGACAUCAUCAUUACGAAUGUGGUGGCAACCUUUAGGACAAGAUGCCACCUCAACCUCCGCCUCAUCGCCCUUGAAGGGGUCAAUGUCAUCUACAAGCCGGAAGUAGGGAAAGUCUUGAUGAAACUUCGCAAGCCCAAGAUCACAGCUUCGAUCUGGUCCUCAGGAAAAAUAAUUUGCACUGGAGCCACCAGCGAGGAUGAGUCCAAAGUGGGCGCCCGCCGGCUAGCGCGCACUUUGCAGAAGCUGGGCUUUAGGGUGCGGUUUUCUGACUACAAAGUGGUCAAUGUGUUGGCAGUGUGCUCCAUGCCCUUCUCAAUCCGCUUGAUCGACUUCACUAAGAAAAACCGCCCCAUAGCAAGUUAUGAGCCUGAGCUGCACCCUGCUGCCACAUACAGGAUCAAACAGAUCAAGGCUACUGUCCAGGUGUUUUCCACUGGGAGCAUCACAGUCACAGGACCAAACGUACAGACUGUGGCCACAGCUGUGGAGCAGAUAUACCCACUACUGUUUGAGUGUCAGAAACCCCUCCGCAAAUAGUGGAAGAGAAACAAAA